Messenger RNA from Artibeus jamaicensis (Jamaican fruit-eating bat), 5777 nucleotides. It is a transcript of the gene MAP3K6, whose product is annotated as mitogen-activated protein kinase kinase kinase 6. The record is from RefSeq and is a predicted model, not a curated record. Gene Ontology annotation, molecular function: ATP binding; MAP kinase kinase kinase activity. Gene Ontology annotation, biological process: protein phosphorylation; cellular response to stress; MAPK cascade. Lineage: Eukaryota; Metazoa; Chordata; Mammalia; Chiroptera; Phyllostomidae.
ACAUAGGUUUUUAGCUCCAUUGAAGGAAGACUUUUCUUUCAGUCAGGAAGAGGAAAGGGUCAGCCUCGUAAGGUAGUAAGUUUUCCAUCUCUGGAAGUAUGCAAGCCAAGGCCAGGGGAACAUUUAGUGAAGGACUUGGGAUUCAAGCACCCACUGACAGUGCUCUUGGGCCCUCUGGGUCCUACAAGUGGGUGGUUUUGUGGUACAAAUUGCACAGUUUUCUCACCCCCUCCGUUACCCAGGACUAUCUUUGAUAGGUCAUCUGUUUUCCACUCCAGCCUCUGUUGUAAGCCCAGAGCUCAUCCUUGGCUACUUCUCUCUGGUUCCACUCGAGGCUGGUUUAAACUCGGGGUCAAACCCAAGGUACAUUUUCUUCUAUGGGGCUACAGGCAAUGAAACAGGAAUUAUUGAGCCAGCAUUUAUCAAGCAGUUAGUCCGCCAGAGCCACAUUCUAGAAAGUGGCAGAGCAAUAAGUGCCCGUAUUUUGCCAUGUAUAAUGCACACCCAUGUUUUGUGCACAUUACACACAGGGCUAUUAUACCCAUGUACAAUGAGCAUCCUUAUUUCUCCCUCAAAAAUUUGGGCAAAAAAGUGCACAUUAUACACAGCAAAACACGGCAGUUGAGAGUCUAAUAUCUGUAGUCCGGGGACUGCAUCCUGCUCCUGUGGCUGAGUGGUCUCAGACUAGUCAUUCAAGCUCUCUUAAGUCCCCAUUUCCUGAUGUUGGAGCCCACCAAGGUUUACAGCAGGUUGCCACCUCCUUUACUGGAGAAGGGCGGGAGUCCUGGGGUUCUCUCUCAGGUGGGUAGACAAAUGUCUGUGGGGACACUCUUCUGAAGUCCUAUGGUCGGGUUCAGAAUGGAGGUCCAAGAGCAGCAGAUUGGAUUCUAGGGAAAGUAGCCUCCCUGGCAAGAGGGCAAACUAGGCGACUCAGAUGCCAAGUCCCGCACUAGGGCUGAUGGCCUCCAGGCAGGGGGAAGGGCAGACUUCCCCCAUUCCAGUCCCUCCCUGGAGAACACCCACUCUUUUCACCACGCUCUGCAGAUCCUAGUGUCUCUGGAAAUCCAUUCAUUCAACAGAUCCCUCAAAGGCAGGGCCUGCAAUUCACGCCUCUUCCCUAGCUCGGAGCUGGGCACACACAUUAUGAGCUCCUGUUGUGAGCAGUCCACUGUGGUUGGUAUGCACAGUGGCACAGGCUGUUCCGGAAGUGCGGGACUCGGAGGUUCAAGCUGGAUGCAAGGAGGCGAGAGGCUGAGUCCUGGGCCGCUAGGGAGCAGCGCCGCCCCAGGGCCGAGGGUGGAGCUUUCCGGUCCGCGGGAAAGGGCUGGGCCCAGCCUACACACAGGGCAGAGAAAACGACGGUGGACGCUCUCCUGCGGAGUCUGAGUGGCUGACAGGAUCGGACUGAUUCCCGGAAUCUCCCACGUGACUCUGAGCCACGGAUCACUGGGUGCCCCAGAUUCCUGGGACCCAAUUCCCGAUUUCAGAUCCUCAGGACCUUCCAAGUCAGAGACCACAUUUCACCCUGUACUCCAGAUUUCGGGAGCAGAAUCUCUGGCAGGACUUCGGACCUCCAGAUCCCAUAAGAGAUUCCCAGUCCCGAUCGGAUUCCCGAUCUCGAGAUCCCUGGACACAUCGCCCCUGGCUCCUGCCCGGCACUGGGUGCCCAGAGCACGCCCGACGCCUGAGCGCCCCCGCAUGGCCGGGCAGUGCCCCCCGCCUGAGGCCUUGGAGUGCGCCGGCAGCUGUUGGCAGGACCCUCUAGCCGAGGAGCUGAGUAGGGGCCGGUCGACCGCAGCGCUCCCGGGCCGGGGCUGCGCACGAAGCCGGCCGCUCAGCGUGGUCUACGUGCUGACCCUGGAGCCGCAGCCCGGGGCGAAGCGGGACAGUGGAGCCGAGGCAGAGCCGCUGCCCCUGCGCUGCCUACGCGAGGCUUGCGCGCAGGUCCCCGGCACACGGCCGCGGCCGCAGCUGCGCAGCCUGCCCUUCGGGACGCUGGCGCUGGGAGACACGGCAGCGCUGGAUUCCUUCUACAACGCCGACGUGGUGGUGCUGGAGGUGAGCAACUCCUUGGCACAGCCUUCUCUGUUCUACCACCUCGGUGUGCGUGAGAGCUUCAGCAUGACCAACAACGUGCUUCUCUGCUCCCAGGCUGACAUCCCUGACCUGCAGGCCCUUCGGGAGGACAUUUUCCAGAAGAACUCUGAUUGUGUUGGCAGCUACACGCUGAUCCCCUAUGUCGUGACAGCCACUGGUCGAGUGCUGUGUGGUGAUGUCGGCCUCCUGAGAGGUCUGGCUGACGGGCUGGUCCAGCCCGGAGUGGGCACUGAGGCCCUGCUCACACCCCUGGUGGGCCGACUUGCCCGCCUGCUGGAGGCCACACCCACAGACUCUUGUGGCUAUUUUCGGGAGACCAUUCGGCAGGACAUCCGGCAAGCCCGGGAGCGGUUCAGCGGGCAGCAGCUGCGGCAGGAGCUGGCUCGCCUGCAGCGGAGACUGGACAGCGUGGAGCUGCUGAGCCCUGACAUCAUCAUGAACCUGCUGCUUUCCUACCGAGACGUGCAGGACUAUUCAGCCAUCAUCGAGCUGGUGGAGACGCUGCAGGCCUUGCCCACCUGUGAUGUGGCCAGGCAGCACAAUGUCCACUUCCACUACACAUUUGCCCUCAACCGGAGGAACAGGCCUGGGGACCGGGAGAAGGCACUGGCCGUGCUGCUGCCAGUGGUCCAGAGCAAGGCCUCCGUGGCGCCUGACCUGUACUGCUUGUGCGGCCGCAUCUACAAAGACAUGUUCUUCAGCUCUGGCUUCCAGGAUGCUGGGCACCGAGAACAGGCCUAUCACUGGUAUCGGAAGGCUUUUGAUGUCGAGCCCAGCCUCCACUCCGGCAUCAACGCUGCUGUACUCCUCAUUGCUGCUGGGCAGCGCUUUGAGGACUCCAACGAGCUCCAGCUCAUCGGUAUGAAGCUGGGCUGCCUGCUGGCCCGAAAAGGCUGUGUGGAAAAGAUGCAAUACUACUGGGACGUAGGCUUCUACCUGGGAGCUCAGAUCCUUGCUAAUGACCACACCCAGGUGGCACUGGCUGCAGAGAAGCUAUACAAGCUCAAUGCCCCCAUAUGGUACCUGGUGUCCAUGAUGGAAACCUUCCUGCUGUACCAGCACUUCAGACCCACACCAGAGCCCCCUGGAGGUACCCCACGCCGUGCCCACUUCUGGCUCCACUUCUUACUACAGUCCUGCCAGCUGCUCAAAACUGCCAGUUCCCAAGGGGACCAGUGUUUGGUCCUGGUCCUGGAGAUGAACCAAGUGCUGCUGCCUGCAAGGCUGGAGGUUCAGGGUAGAGACCCAGUGAGCGCAGUGACCCUGAGCCUGCUGGAGCCUGAGACCCAGGACGGUCCCUCCAGCUGGGCCUUCUCAGUCUCCUCCAUCUGUGGUGUCAGUGCCUCCAAACAGGAUGGACGCUGCUGCUUCCUCUAUGCACUUCCCCCGGCUCAGGACGUCCAGCUGUGCUUCCCCAGCGUAGGGCACUGCUUGUGGUUCUGCAGCCUGAUCCAGGCCUUGGUGACAAAUCCGGAUUCCAGAGCACCCGCGGAGGAGGCCGAGGGCGUGGGUGAGGUGCUGGAGUUUGAUUACGAGUACACGGAGACCGGAGAGAGAUUGGUACUGGGCAAGGGCACGUACGGGGUCGUGUACGCAGGCCGCGACCGGCACACGCGGGUACGCAUUGCCAUCAAGGAGAUCCCGGAACGGGACAGCAGGGUCUCUCAGCCCCUGCAUGAAGAGAUCGCUCUGCACAAACGCCUGCGCCACAAGAACAUUGUGCGCUAUCUGGGCUCAGCCAGCCAGGGCGGCUACCUCAAGAUCUUCAUGGAGGAAGUGCCUGGAGGCAGCCUGUCCUCCUUGCUGCGGUCAGUGUGGGGACCCCUGCAGGACAACGAGAGCACCAUCAGUUUCUAUACCCGUCAGAUCCUGCAGGGACUCAGCUACCUACAUGACAACCGAAUUGUGCAUCGUGACAUCAAGGGGGACAAUGUGCUGAUCAACACUUUCAGUGGGCUACUCAAAAUUUCCGACUUUGGCACCUCCAAGCGGCUGGCAGGCAUUACACCUUGCACUGAGACCUUCACAGGGACCCUGCAGUAUAUGGCCCCAGAAAUCAUUGACCAGGGCCCACGAGGGUAUGGAAAGGCAGCUGACAUCUGGUCAUUGGGCUGCACUGUGAUCGAGAUGGCCACGGGUCGCCCCCCCUUCCAUGAGCUAGGGAACCCACAGGCUGCCAUGUUUCAGGUUGGCAUGUACAAGGUACAUCCACCAAUGCCCAGUUCUCUGUCAGCUGAGGCCCAAGCCUUCCUCCUGAGAACUUUUGAGCCAGAUCCCCGCCUCCGAGCCAGUGCACAAGCACUGCUUGGGGACCCCUUCCUGCAGCCUGGGAAGAGGAGCCGAAGCCCAGGAUCGCCCCGCCAUGCUCCACGGCCUGCUGAAGCCCCUUCAGCCAGCCCUCCUCUUUCGGCUGACUUGACCACCCAGUCCCAGACAUUCCCACGCCCUCAGGCACCCUCUCAACACCCUCCCAGUCUCCCGAAGCGCUGCCUCAGUUAUGGAGACACCAGCCAGCUCCGGGUGCCUGAGGAGCCUGGAGCCGAGGAGCCCACGUCUCCUGAGGAGAGUUCGGGGUUGAGCCUGCUGCAUCAAGAGAGCAAGCGCCGGGCCAUGCUGGCAGAAGUGCUAAAGCGGGAGCUGCCCGCGCUGGUGGAGAAUCUGUGCCUGGAGCAAGAACAGAGUCCCCGUCUGGGCAGAAAUCUUGUGGAACAGCUACUGCGCUGCCUCGGAGCGCACAUCCACACUCCCAACCGCCGGCAGCUGGCCCAGGAGCUGCAGGAGCUGCAAGAGCAGCUGGGGGCCCAGGGCCUUGAGCCUGCGCUUCUGCAUGGACUGCUCUUUGCCUUCCCGCAUGUGGUGAAGCAGAUUCUCCGUAGGCGCCAGAUCCGCCCACAUUGGAUGUUCGUGCUUGACUCCCUGCUUGGCAGUGCUGUAGAGGCAGCCCUGGCAGUACUGAGCCCAGAAGUGAAGAAGGAUGCAGCCUCGCCAACAUCAGAAGAGUCCAGUGAAGAGGAGUCCCAGCAGAAGCAGCAGGAGACCCCGAUUCAGCAGAGCCUGCUCUCAAGGGAACCCGAGCAGGGCCCCCCACCUCUGAUGGUACAGCUCAGCCUCUUGCAAGCAGAGACUGAUAGGCUUCGAGACAUCCUGGCAGAGAAGGAAUGUGAGUGGCGGGCCCUGGUGCAACAAGCUCUGCAGCGGGUGAAUGAGGAGGCCAGGACCUGUUCCCUGGCCUCAGAGCCCCCAGCCACUCGAACAGUGGACCGGGGCCUGGUGCAGUGGCUACAGGAGCUGAACGUGGAUUCAGGCACGGUCCAAACCCUGCUGAACCACAGCUUCACCCUUCACUCCCUACUGACCUGUGCCACUAAAGAUGACCUCACUUACACCCGCAUCAGGGGAGGAAUGGCGUGCCGCAUCUGGAGAGCCAUCUUGGCACAUCGAGCAGGAUCCAUGGCCGUUACCCCUGGCCCCCCGGAGGCUGAAGGGCAUCAGAGGCAAGAGGCCAGACCCAAGGAUGGAUGAAUGAAGACACAAGAACUUAUGAAACACCCACCCCAGGAUCCAGGGGCAACUGGAGGAGGCCAGGGAGGGGCGGGGGGAGGGCAGUCCAACCACAGAGAUGCUCCAAGCUCACUGAGCACCACCAAAGACUAUUAAACAGGACAAUUUUGUACCUCUGG